Messenger RNA from Pocillopora verrucosa, 5213 nucleotides. The record is from RefSeq and is a predicted model, not a curated record. Lineage: Eukaryota; Metazoa; Cnidaria; Anthozoa; Scleractinia; Pocilloporidae.
AUUAAGCAAGAAAGAAGGCUUUCCAUCUGCAUACGCAAAAAUUUAGGUGUUGCUCUUUUGCCAGACUGAUGAAUCAAAGAUCAAACACAUUAAUAUUUGCGAGCGUUCAAAACUUUGGUGCUCCAUUUGUGCAGUGUAUGCUGCCUAAUUAAUAAUUAUGUCGGACGAUAUUUAUAUCGACGUAAACUACCUUACUGAAUCAGAAAGGGAUGCCAUUCUUCAAGUACUUGCCAAGGACGAGGAACUUCGAAAACAAGAAAAACGUCGUAUAAGUGUGUUAAAGAAUGAACUCGAUGAAAUAAAGAAGAAGGGAGCGAGUAAAGAGGAACUCGAAUCAUCUCGUGUUUGUGCAAGAUGUCGAGCACCGCUUGGCUUUAUUUUGAACAGUGGAGCCCUAUGUCCAAAAUGCGAAAGCCGAGUUUGUAAAGAAUGUCGAAAAAUGACUACUGCUACGUGGCUUUGUAUUUUGUGUGCAAAGAUCAGGGAAGUAAGGGCUGAAUCUGGUGCAUGGUUUUUUGAGCAAGAGAAGAGAAAAGGGGAUAGGCCACGGCUUUUUGGCUCAGCAUUGGUGCGUGCAUCCUUUAGGAGGGCAAAACCUCAACCCCAGUCACUCAGUGAGGACCCAGGCUCUCCUCCUGUGAUCUCAUUGAACCUCAAUAAUCAUGGCAAGCUUCAUAGACCUGUCCCAGUACACAUGUCACGUUUGCCAGAAAAAGAUUUGGAAGAAGAGGAAGAAAGGAAGAAAUUGGCAGAGGUAAAUCAAAACUACAGGCAAUAUGUGAAGGCUAACAGAGUUCAACGGAAACCAGAGGAGGAUCAAAAUGAUACAGAUGAACAAGAAAAUUUGUCAUCAUCAUCUCAGAGUUCUACACCAAGAGGCUCACCAGUCAAUAUUCUAGAGAAUGGUGUUGUUGAAGUUGCUAAUCAAGAAGAGACAGUCUUUGACAAUAUGAAAAUGCAAGAUGACAGUACUACCAGAGAGAAUGAAGAAGAAGAAGAUGAGUUGCAAGAACACUAUGAGCCAGAAAUGACUGGAAGUGAUGUAAAGGAAGAUGACCUCAGUUAUAAUGGACACCAUGUGCAAAAACCUCAGGACUAUGAAGAAAAAGUGAAUGAUUGGAACAUCAAUGGGGGUGAAGAGAGUCCUGCCCUUGAUAGUGAACAGUCCAAAGAUGAUGCUGUUGUUGAAAUUAAAACAUCAUGGCAUGAGGUAGCACAUGAGUGGGGUGGAAUAGACCAGCCAGUAUCAGACACCUAUCUGCAGAACAAGUUCCUCAGUGUGAGAUCAGCUUCACCUGAUUCAGAGACCACUGGUGAAUUUUUUACUCCCCUUACCACUCCUCUACAAUCAGGACCUGGGACACCUGCUCUCUCAGAUUAUGGAGCAAGUGAAGGGAUGGGUUCAGGUUCCACAUCUGAUGUGUUUGAGGAUGCUGGAGAUGUCACACCGAUGCAAGGAGCCAGAACUCCUGUGUUAGAACUCUAUGAGGAUGACAACCCUGGGGAUGUGACUAUUAUCAACCCUGAGAUCACAUGCACAGAUCCUGAUGACGUUGUAGAGCCAGAAGAGGGUUACAGGACACCCACACAGGAGGAUGACAUUGAUCAAGCUUUUGCAAGUUAUGAACGAGAACACCCUAGUGGACAAACGAAAACACUGCAAGAGCAGCUUAACAUUCUUGCUAUGGGCAGUCGAGAGAGUAUAGUAAGUUACUACAGCGAUGCAGGCGAGGGUCGGUUUGGCAACGUAACAGUCACAGGUGAGGUGCUGUUCGGAUUGAAGUACAACAAACACAAACAGCAGCUGGAAAUUCAGAUUCACAGAGCUAAAGAUAUCGCAGCAGCAGACCUAAAGAGGGGACGGUCAGAUCCGUAUGCUAAAGUGUACCUUUUACCUGAUAAAACUAAGGGAGGCAAAAAGAAGACCAAGACAAGAAAAAAUACAUUGAAUCCAGAUUUCGACGAAAUUUUAACGUUUAAGAUUGGAUUUGAGGAGAUGUUGACACGUACCCUGUGGCUUGCAUUGUGGAAUCACGACACGUUUGGACAUAAUGAUUUCCUGGGUGAAGUGAUGUUGCCUCUUGAUACUUAUCAGGACUCAGGCUUCAGCUGGGAUGAUCCGUCACCCAACUGGUAUCCAUUACGAGAGAGACGACCAGAACCGUCCCUAAUGUCGUACUGUGGAGAUCUGACGGUGUCACUGAUGUUUGAACGACCGGAGGAGUCGUCUAAAGACAAGAAGAAAAAGAAGAAAUCCGGCGGCAAAUUACAUAUCAAGUUGAAGGAAGCACGGAACUUACCUGCCAAGGAUGCCAAUGGCUUCUCGGACCCCUUUUGUAAAAGUUACCUCUUACCAGACCAAAGCAAAAAGACCAAACACAAAACUCAGGUGGUCAAAAAGAACCUCAACCCUGUGUGGAACCACGCCUUCUGUUAUGAAAACUUGACGAUUGACGAGCUGAGGAACCGUGUCCUAGAGCUGACCGUGUGGGACUACGACCGAGGUUCCAGUAAUGAUUUUCUCGGAGGUUUGAGAUUGGGCCUUGGGAGUAAAAUAGAGUCGUGGGACGACUCGCAAGGAAUGGAACGAGAGGCGUGGCAGAUGAUGCUCGAACGACCCAAUAGUUGGCACGAAUACACCCUGAACCUGCGAUCAAGCAUGGAUAGUCAAAGCUUAGGCCACUGCAGACCAUCUCGUAUCCAGGGUCUUCACUUCUCAUUAAACCGCUGGUGGCCGGAAAUAUACUUCAAUAUGGACCACUUCACUCGCCUGCUACCGAGCUUCCCGAAAUUAUUUGACAACGAUAAAAGUGAAACAAAGUCAGAGGCGAAUCCAGAGACUGACCAGACCGACAAUAAGACCCAGACUCCCGCGGAACAACAGCCUUUGGUGCCGUCACAAGAAAAUCUUGCUUUUGAAGAAGACGAAAAACACUUGGAACCGAAAGAUACCUCAGCUGACUCAGCCUCUUCUACAUUAGAAACCACGGUGGAACCAAUGGAGAGCGAAAAAUCAUCUGACACGAAAGAGCUGGAGAAAGUAGCAGACGACUCCGGGAUUUCUGUUGAUCACGUGAAUGGAAACGACGUCAUUUCAACAAAGGAAGAGACAAAGGAAGAUGAACAUGAUCAGGGUCAUAAAGUGAAGCCUGUUCUUGAAUCCAUAAGUACAUUCGCCAUGCAAUUCAUGGAAGCCAGCGCACCCGAAAUCAAAGUGGAUAAGCCCCAGACACUGUUCUCGGUUGCAACAGAAGAUGCUGAGGAUGCUCCACCAGGGAAACCUCCCCAGUCGCCUAGGAGACACACGGAACAUAACAUUAAAAAUAGGCUACUCGAUAAGAAUUCGUUAUUACCAGAGGCAGCUCUGACCAAGAGGCGACAUAGUGAUUUUGCUGUUUCGGCUCCUCGGCCCGUUAAUGAUGAGCUGGCUACACAAGACUUGAAGAAGCGCGGUUCAGUUGGAGCAGGACAAACUACCGCAAGGAAAGGUUCUCAUCCAGACGUUAUCAGAGCUGGUCGGGGACCCCAAUGGUCACCAAGUCUCGAAAGGAAACGUCUUGAUGAGGCAAAGAAGGGGAAAAAGAAGGACGAAAGAAGGAAGACUUUAGCAGAAUUAGCUUUAGAAGCUGGUUACACACCCAACAUUGAGACAGAAACGCCUGUAUAUCACACUGGAUCGUUGCAGGUCAUCAAAGCAGAUCCAUCUAAGGGAAGUUCAGAAAGCUUAUUGAGUGAGCCUGGUGAAGAACAUUUUAGCAGUGUGCCCGUGACUGGGGAAGUGUUUGUGAGCCUGCGAUAUGAGAUGCCGUCCAAAAGGUUUGAAGUACAUGUCCUCAGCGCUAACAAUCUGUCUUCUGCUGAUGCAAAAAGAUCUUCCUCUGAUCCUUAUGUGAAGACAUACCUCCUUCCGGACAGACGGAGCAAACGCAAGACAAAAACGAAAAAAGAUACCUUAAAUCCACACUUUGAUGAAAUUUUAGAGUAUUUCAUGGGAUAUGACGAGCUACUGACACGAACAUUACAUCUGAGUGUGUGGCAUAAAAUGAUUGGACGAAACUGUUUCCUGGGUGAAAUUAAGAUCCCAAUGAACAAUUUUGUUGAAGCGGGAAAUUCCCUCGAACAACCAGUAGCUAAAUGGUUUAAUCUGACCGAGAAGACCGAUGAGAUGGAUGGUCUGCCUUCAAUUCCAUGCGAAUUAGUUUUGUCUUUGAAGUACGUUACAGCUGAUAAAGUAAAAAAGAAAGGAAGAACUAAGGGUGAAUUACAUGUACAUCUGUUGGAGGCCAGGAAUCUACCAGGAAUGGAUGCCAAUGGGAUGUCAGACCCCUACUGUAAAUGUCUUUUAUUACCAGACAAGAAAGGUAAAACUAAGCACAAGACGCCAGUGAUAAAACGGACCCUGAACCCCACCUUUGAUCACAAGUUUUCUUACGACGAGCUGUCUCCUGACGAUUUGAAGGGGAGAGUGUUGGAAAUUACUAUAUACGACUUCGAUCUCGCUUCCAGCGACGAGUUCCUCGGCGGCGUGCGGUUAGGCCUGGGCACCAGCUCUAACGAAUGGGAUGAUUCAAACGAAGACGAAAGCCAAAUAUGGCAUACGAUGCUUAAUCGGUCUAAUGUCUGGAUUCAGGUUGUUGUUCCCUUGAGGUCUACCAUGGCUUACACGAAAAAUAUGUGAAACUAUAACGAGGGAAACAGAAUGUGAAAUCCAAAUACUAAAGCUUAGAUGAAUCACAAAGCACGCUGAAUUAUUCUAAACGAAAAUGCUGACAGAAACUUUGCAAUUCACUCAAAAACGAAAAUGCGGUGAUAUAUCCUAAGGUCUUGAUUGAAAUGUAUAUAGGACCAUGGAAAUGAAAUUAUAUCAUAGUCACUUUUCAACUCCAAUAAAAACCAAAUUCAUUUUGAAAGUAUUAAAAUGAAAGAGAAUAUAUCUUACGAAUAAAACCGCAUGUAGAGUAUGAAAACCGCACAGUUGGAAGUUGUCAGCCUCUAGAACUUUUUGAUCUCUCGAGUUGAACGAUUUCCUUCCACAUACUGUAAUCAAGUCAGAUGAUUUCAUGAUGCAAGCUACCAGAAUUUAAUUAGGGAACGAUAAUAGUUUGAGAACUAUUUGUGAUCACUACUAAUGAUGAAAAUGCGUGGGGGCUUUGGAGGAAUAUUUAUAAAGGGUGGAUAGUUGUACUAGUUCGAUUUAUGAUUGCAUGCUAAAA